AUGCCAAACGACUGGUAUGCCAUCUUAGAGGUCGAGCCAUCAGCCACGGCCGGAGACAUUCGGACUGCUUAUAGAAAGCAGGCACUUCGAUCACAUCCUGAUCGAGCUGCUGCGGAUAACAAGGAGCAAGCAACUGCCAAAUUUAAGCUUGUGGCCGAGGCAUAUGAAGUUCUGAGUGAUGAUCGCCGGCGAUGGGAGUAUGAUCGGUUUGAAUAUCCUCUCUUGUCAGGAGAAAUGCCUGAUGGUUUUGAACCGCAAUCGUCAAUGUCGCCUAACGGACACACGUUUGUGUGGGAAAGCAGCUUUGAUUCAGCGCGGCGCGCACAAGGCCGAAAUGGUGCAGAUGCGUUUGGGCGUGCGCCAUUUGAUCCCUUCGAGUUAUUCAAUUCCAUGUUCUCGCGCGAUUUUCACGAGAUGGAGAUGAACCACGGUUGGGAUAACGGUUUCGCUUCUAUGACUGAUUUACAUGCCAUGCCGGCGUUUGGACGCCCAACAUCGUUUGGAGCGCCACCACCAGGGUUUAUGCAUAAUCCAUUCGCUGGAAUACCAAUGCAUCACGAAUCACCUCUGGGUGGUGUGGGGAUGAGCCCCUUUGGCCUCAUGUCGGGCUUGUCGCCCAUGCACACAAGUGCGCCGGGUGAAUCGGCGUUCUCAACGAGCUCAUCGAGCUUUUCUUUCAAUGGUGGUACGAGUGGAACCGGCGGAACAUCUGAAACGCGCCGCACUACAGUUGUUAAUGGCCGCCGUGAGACUAUCAUAACAAAACGCGACGAGAAAGGGAAUGAGACGGUGCGUCGUAUUUCCCCGGAUGGCGAGACUGUGCACGUGAAUGGCCAACUGCAGUCGGCCAUUGAUGCUGCACCACAGCCCAAAGCGGUCGAAAUGGCCUCUGGUGGCGAGUCGUCCUCGAAAGAGUCAAGAUCAGGCGACUCGACAAACAGUCAGUCGUCGCGUCGUAAAAAGUGGCUGUUUUUCGGAUAG
Messenger RNA from Malassezia globosa CBS 7966, 981 nucleotides. RefSeq lists its product as uncharacterized. NCBI's taxonomy places the organism in Eukaryota, Fungi, Basidiomycota, Malasseziomycetes, Malasseziales, Malasseziaceae. The record is from RefSeq and is a predicted model, not a curated record. The transcript has a single exon. The coding region runs from base 1 to 981 and encodes 326 amino acids.